AGUACAUCAUCAUGGACAUUACGUCUCUAUUUAAAGCAUCCGUAAAAACGGUACGCCUUAAGCUGCCACCUCACAGCAUCCCCCAGCUGGACAAGAACCGGAUAUUGCAGAAAAAGAAAGCCACACCGGAGGUAUGGGGAAAGGCCAAAACGCUCAAACAGCAGGUAACGUUGCUGCGCAACUUUCUGCUAGAGAAUCGGGUGGCCUACAUGCAGCUGGCGGAGCAUCUGAAAAAUUCCGCUCCCCAAAUGACGAACGAUGAACGGGAUCUGAUUGAUCGUGAAACGGAAAAGACACUAGCCGAUGCGGCAAUGCUAAUAGCGAGCUUAAGGCACGAAUGCAACGCACUGCAAACGGACCGACAGGUGAAGGAAUUUUUAGCCCUCGUGAUCGAUAGUCUGUACGAGUAUGCGAACGGAAUACGCAAAAUCGCACAGGAACAGAAACAGUUCCGCCAUCGGCGCCAGCUAGAAACGUUACAGUACAUUAAGCUGCAGCCGAAAAUGAAAACCGACCCGUACACAAAGCCACUGCUGGAUGUUGUGCCACAGGAAAAAGAAUCACGUACACGGGUGGAAAGUGGGGACGGUUCGCGUAGUGCCGCUGCCGACAAAUCGAUGUCCCAAACGGUGGAAGACAUGCAGGACAGCAGCAUGUACGAGGAGUACGAAAACAAUGACCUUAGCCCGGAAGAUAUACAGAUGUUCGAGUCGGAAAACGUGCAGCUGUACAACGAACUGAAAGGGCUCUCGGAGGAGGUAGAACAAAUUCAGCGCAAUGUGGCCGAUAUCACACAGUUGCAAGAUAUCUUCACCGAGAAGGUAACGCUACAAAACACCGAUAUCGAUCGAAUCGCGACGAAUGUUAUAGGCACGACGGAAAACAUGAAGGACGCGAACGAGCAGAUAAAGCAAGCGAUACAGCGCAAUGCUGGGCUGCGCGUUUGGGUAAUGUUCUUUUUUAUUGUGAUGUCAUUUACGUUACUUUUCCUGGAUUGGUAUAAUGAAUAAAAUG
This is a messenger RNA of Anopheles maculipalpis, 1014 nucleotides long. RefSeq names its product syntaxin-18 (gene Syx18). Gene Ontology annotation, cellular component: SNARE complex; endoplasmic reticulum. The coding region runs from base 12 to 1010 and encodes 332 amino acids. Gene Ontology annotation, biological process: retrograde vesicle-mediated transport, Golgi to endoplasmic reticulum. NCBI's taxonomy places the organism in Eukaryota, Metazoa, Arthropoda, Insecta, Diptera, Culicidae. The record is from RefSeq and is a predicted model, not a curated record. The transcript has 2 exons.